Seriola aureovittata is the source of this 5446-nucleotide messenger RNA. RefSeq names its product PLAC8 like 1 (gene plac8l1). The coding region runs from base 2249 to 2770 and encodes 173 amino acids. NCBI's taxonomy places the organism in Eukaryota, Metazoa, Chordata, Actinopteri, Carangiformes, Carangidae. The transcript has 5 exons. The record is from RefSeq and is a predicted model, not a curated record.
UGGGGGAAGUUGUUGGAUCUUUUCCUCUAUAGCAUGGAUGGUGAGGACUCUAUGUGAGCACUCUUCUGAUGAGAUCAAUGUGUAGCUACAAACUGUAGCUGUGAGGGGUUAGAGUUUGUAAAAAAUUCAGCACCUACAGGCAACAUUUAUUGAUGACUUGGAUUGGAGUAUGAAAAGGAGAUGGAAUAGGCAAUAAAUUCCUGCUGACUGAAUGAAUAAAAUAUUAGAUAAAUAAAUCGUUACCAUUAGGUUUCUAGAUACUGAGGUAAAGUUUAACAUAUUGAGAGAUGUACUUUUUCGCUUUUUUGAUGAGUGGUAGGUGAGAGGAUUGAUACCACGUGUGUAUGCUCAAUACGAUGAUGGCGGCAGCAGUCAGCUCACAUAGCUUAACACAAAGACUAGAAACUAAAGGUAGAUCAGCCUUUCAGCACCUCUAAAGUCAUUAAUUAAUACAUCUUUGGGUUUAGGCACAUGACAGCUCGUUUGGAGUUUGUCAAAUGAUGGUUAACAAUGCUCUAUGUUUGCAUUAACAGCUGUUUACUUAUCAGUCUAGAAGAAACAUGAGUUCAGCAUUAAACUUCAUUCCUGUCUCCGGAGGUGGAAAGCCAUGCUAAUGUUAACUCUUGUUUUGCUUCUAUUUCUAUCACAUCUUUUCUUCUAAGGAAGUUAGCAUGCUAACCAGCUAGCCUCAGCAGUAUCGUAUUUGCGAUAGUGAGUCACUGUAACAUCCAGUCUGCCCUCAGUUCAGCAUAAGGAGAUGAAGAAUUAGCGCUGCCCAGAGGACAUAUUCUAACCUCAUGUAAACACAACAGUGGCUGAAACUCUUGGCAAACAGCCAUAAUCACCACCACUCGCUCCCAUAAGACACCAUGUAUGGAGGCAGAGAAAAUUUACAUAUAGCCCCUUUUUAAAAGACUCUGAAAGCAUGAGAAAAAAAGAUUCCCUGGUCUGAUGAGGCAACAAUUUGGAAUCUUUGGGCAGAACUCCAAACAUAUCUGGCGAACAGCAGGCAUCGCUAAUCAUCUGGCUAAUACCAUCCCAACGGCGAAGCAUGGGGGGGCUUCUCAGCAGCAGGGAGAAUGAUUAGAACUGAGGGAAGAAUGAAUGCAGCCAAAUACAGAGGCCGUUUGAAAGAAAAAAAAAAAAAAACCCUGCUCCAGAGUGCACGCAACCUGAGACUGAGGCGACAGUUCACCUUUCAGCAUGACAAUGACCCGAAGCAAACAGCCAAGACAAUCUCUCUGACUGUCCUUGAGUGGCCCAGCCAAAGCCCAGACAGAAAACCCCAGACAACAUCUGUGGAGAGGCCUGAAGAUGGCUGUUCGCAGAUGCUUCCCACCCAGUCUGACGGAGCUUGAGAAAAUCUGCCAGGAAGAAUGAAAUAAACUGCCCAAAUCCAUGUGUGCAAAUCUUGUAGAAACUCAAAGCUGCAACUGCUGCCAAAGAGGCUUCUACCAAGCACUGAAUUAAAGGUUCUGAAUAGUUGUAUAAAUGAGGAUAUUUCUGUUUUUGUUAAUAAAUUUCCCAAAAAAUUCUAAAAAAAUGUUCUCACUUUGUCACUAUGGGUUAGUAAGUGAAGACUAUUGGACAAAAAAAUGCAUUUUAAUCUCUUGUAAAGGAGGUAAGCCAAAAUUAAAGUGUCAACUUUUAAUGUUCUAUAUAUUUCUCAUAAUUUUCAGUUUAGAGCUGAUAUGCGUAGGUGUGAGUGUGUGUGUUUUAACUGCCUGAGCCUCCAAACCCAUGGUGGUUUCACUUUGUGUCCUUCCCCCACGUAGAGCUCCCCUCACUCCUCCCUCCCUCUCUGUCAUUCACAGGCACACACACACACACACGCAUUAUACUGUAUCUCCCCUGAAAUAGAAAGGUCAAUGUCAGAACACAGGAAAUGCGUGAAUGCAGACGGUCCCAAAAUAAACCACAGGUGUUUCAUCGUAUCUAAAAAGCAUCUUUCACUUCCCAGCUCUUCACUGUGCAAGUCUGUGUUCCUGUCUUAAGGUGGGGUCGACGCAGUAAAGUCUGAGGCGGAAGACAACUAAGACUUAUCUCUGUCACACAGCUUCUGGCCAAGCCAUCCGACUGCUGGUUUAUCUGCUCCGACACACACCCUCUCACUGGGGAAGUGUCUCUCUGCCACCCCCACCCCCCACCCCCCUCCUCCCUCUCCACCUCCUCAUUUCUGCUGACUGCUCAGCCUCUCCUCUCUCAUCUUCUCGCCUCACCCCUCUCUGGAUGCCAGUGCCUUCUAGUCAUGGAGCAGACGACAGUCACACACCAACCAGGACUGUCACUCAACGAAGCCUCAGCAUCAGCAGUUCAAGAAGAGGAAGUGAAGGGCUUCACCGCAGGAAGUGAAGACAGGUCAAACAACGUCCCUGCAGCAACAGAUCCAGUACUCACCCAGCCUGGGCUCGGCAUCACCACGACAACCAUCACCACCAUCACGCAGACAGGAGGAGGCUGGAGCACUGGCCUGUUUGACAUCUGUGGAGACAAGACUACAUGUAUUCUCGGGGCUCUGGUGCCGUGCUGUUUAGACCUGAGUUUAGCUCACCAGUACGGUGAGUGUCUGUGCAUGCCUCUCUUACCAGGAUCCACUUUUGCCCUACGAGUCGGGAUCAGAGAGCGGUACAAGAUACGGGGAAGUGCGUGUGAGGACUGGACCACAGUGUAUUGCUGUUACCCUCUGGCAGUAUGUCAGAUGAUAAGAGAGAUGAAGCGGCGGAUGAAGACUCAGACGUAUCAUGUGUCCACUGCCCUCGAGUGCUCCUGAGUAGAUGAGGCUUUUCUUUUUACAGUGCAACAGAGACCUUUGAGGAUCAGCUGAGAUCACUGGUAUGAAUAGCUUGGAGAAUCAAUGCUAACAGCCCCUGAAGAACGCCUGGGACAAUAAAUCAAGCGUACAAUGUUCAAACAAGACUGGAAAGGAUGAACCUUGAUUAAUAGGGUACAACAACGAGAAGAAUCGCUGCUGUUAGGUUUUGAACUUGUGUGUAGGGCUUAAAACUGCCUUAGAAGUUGUUAAAUCAGCCUUUAAACUGCUGUUGGACUUCUGUUUAGAGAGGAUAUCAUGACUAUAUUGUGAUUUUCUUGCAGAGACAAGAAUUCAUUAAUUACAUUUUGACUUGAGUGAAAAGCAGGUGGCAAGACACGUAUGUAUUUGGUUUCAGUAGCCGUCAUUGUCAGCAAAACAUCUGGCAUAGCUACGGCAACUACUGAAACUGGCAUAUGAGUAGCUUUAUCUGAGGUCAUAAUCAAAGUCAUUGUACCCAUAUUGAAACAUAUAGAACUUUAUUGAACGAUAACAUCUUUGACAGAUCUCUUUCAGAGUUCAGUUCACCCAAAUCCUCAUAAUACAUUUUAUUACGCACACUGCUAAUGGUAUCUAGGCCUGCGUAGUUUCAGUUGUAUUGUGGUCACCACAGUAUAAUGGAGGUAAACUCAACUCAACUCAAAACAGUGAAAAUUUGGAUUUUUGAGAAGCUGGUAAGGACUAUUUCUCAGAUAGAAAGUGGUACAAACGAGGUCAUCUUUAUGUGAUUUGUGUGAAGCGACCCCUUUAAUUCUGUCUCGCAUGCCAAAGGUCACCAGACGCAUUAAUAUCUACAGUCCUCCUCAGACAUGAGGGGAAGAUGAAGCGAGGCUUUCCCGACCUUGAUUCACAAAUUGUGCAAUGGGGACUCAACAUUAGGGGCAAUAUCAGAAUAGUAAUAAAUCUUAUUUUCAGUCCCACAUUUAGAACCACAUUAAAAUAAAGCACAGAAAAGAUGCAUACCACUUCAGUUUGAUUUCCACAGUCAUUUUGUCCCUCAAGUAAGCUUUAAUGCUUUUGAGGGUUGAUUUAUUUGCAUAGGAAGAGACAAGUGUGAGAGUCCAUUCAGUAUGCAGGACCACCUGUUUUGCCCGGGUGGUCCGGCUAAGAUUACAGUCAACAGUUUAAGUACAGUCUGAUGAUAAUAAAACCUAUUUCCAUAUUUCUGUUAUUCUUUUAUCCUUCUAUUCCUUGGUUCACCCCUCAGGCAUUCAAUCAUAUUAUUAAUCCAGUUCUUCCCUGAACCUGAAAUACCAACCAGCAAGAACGGAUAUGAAAAUGUUAUUUAUACACAAAGCAGAUGGGUCCUCAAAGGGCAAAUAUAUAAUUUGUUAACUUCAACGGAUGUGGUCCCCGCACCUGCCAGCUGCCUCAAAUGAAUUGGUGGGGAAAAGAGAAAUUGGUUUGGUGUCAAAAAAGAGAGAUGUGAAUAAUAAAACCCAAUCAUAUUGUACAUACAGCACACAGCAAGGAGUUAAUCUGCUGAAUGAAAAUAAAUAUUUUUCAAUCACUGCAAUACUCUCCUAUAAUUAUUUUGUUGUUUGUUUUUAGUAUAUUGGAAGUCCUCAUCCUUAACCAACACUGUUAUGCUAUUAAAGGCUGAUGAAGCAUCAGGAUGAUGUAAUAUUAUAUGCCUUUCAUGCAGAAAUAAACCACACUUGUGAAUAAAGACGAAUGAUUUUGGAUGGUAGUUCUUGCACCAGUUGUACACAGAGGUCUGCAUAUUAUUUCUGCUUAUAAAUGCUGUGAGCUUGAGAGAGGGAGUGUAACACUCCACUCUCACUUUGCUUUGCAUUAUGAGGGGUUUCAUCUCGCAGAUUAUGUCCCUCUGUGGACAUUUUGAAUUCAGACUCUACACAGAAGACCAAGAGCAGCCCAUAUCAUGCUGCUGUGUACCCAUGCAGAUCAAAGGAACAUCAGCAAACAGACAAACAUUUUGCAAUUCACAGAGUCCCAGCUGAAAAACAUCUUAAAAAUAUGUUCACAUUUUUGUAGCAAAAGAAAAAAAAAAAAAAAAGCAUACUGGUACAGACAUCAUGCUAAUUAGUAAAAACGACCCAGUAUAAACUACAAUACCUACCAUCCUGUGAUGAAAAAACAUUUGUUGUUGUUUACAAGAUUAUAAAGUUCUCUUGCUUUAUUUAGAGUCCUCACUUUGAAAUAAAAAAUACUUGUGUGUUUAAGGUCCAUAACAGCUGGAACAUAGGUUCAGGAAUGUAUUAAAUGAUGUGUAUUUUUUUGGGGGGGUCUAUUGUGGGCCCUUUUGCAGAGGUAUUUAGUGGAGCAGAAUAUUAAUCUGUGAUUUAAUUGGGAGUUGGUUGGGCUGGGGAGGAACUUAUAAUGCCCCGGCCAACACCAAGCUCGAGAGAGAGAGAGUGAGUGACGCACGCCAGAGCAAGCACAUUGUGGGUGUGAUUUGAGCGUCCUUUAUUAUAAUUGACACUUGUGUUUUGUACACUGUAAAUAAAUGCACGGCAAAACAGCAGCUUGCGACUCCAGCCAUCAUUCUUCAACAACAAGAGUCCCACGUUUGUUUGAUAAAUGCUCCUGUAGAUCCUCUGCUCUCUGUCUACUGGGGGUUGUUGGCCAACAGGAUCUGCCUCAAGCAGAGUUGCCUUCAGGCACCGCGGUAGCAUC